Nicotiana attenuata is the source of this 689-nucleotide messenger RNA. RefSeq names its product V-type proton ATPase subunit e1. The coding region runs from base 160 to 372 and encodes 70 amino acids. Gene Ontology annotation, cellular component: proton-transporting V-type ATPase, V0 domain. Gene Ontology annotation, molecular function: proton-transporting ATPase activity, rotational mechanism. Gene Ontology annotation, biological process: proton transmembrane transport. The transcript is spliced from 4 exons. NCBI's taxonomy places the organism in Eukaryota, Viridiplantae, Streptophyta, Magnoliopsida, Solanales, Solanaceae. The record is from RefSeq and is a predicted model, not a curated record.
AAAAACUAAAAUUUGUGAAUACUACCCCAAUAAUUUUGGUCACAGAUUCAUCCACAACAAUUCUACUUCGGAUCCAGCUUCUUCAACUUCUCUCUGUUUCUCUCAUUAACUAGAAUAAGAGGCAUCUGAGAGAUUAUUUGGUUUAGAUCCAAAGCGAAAAUGGGAUUUCUGGUAACAACUCUAAUAUUUGUCGCAAUUGGAGUUAUUGCAUCUCUGUGCACCAGAAUUUGCUGCAAUAGAGGCCCUUCUACUAAUCUGUUGCACCUAACAUUGAUUAUCACGGCGACUGUGUGCUGUUGGAUGAUGUGGGCGAUUGUAUAUCUUGCACAGCUGAAACCACUCAUUGUACCAGUUUUGAGCGAAGGAGAGUAAAUACAGCAUGCAUGGAAUUUUGGAGGGUGUUGAUAGUUACUUGAGAUUGCUGCACACCCCUAAGUAUUCUUCUCUCAGGCUCUCUGUAAGCUUUUCAUUUGGUGCAAAUAACGUAUAAGAUUUAUUUUGUAUAUUGUUCACCUCUUAUAAAAUGGUUCUUUGAGAACCACCAUUAUAUCCUCUAGCCUAUUCUGGUCUGAGGUUGAGGAAUAUGUAUUUUUGAUUGGACUUAGUGCUGGAUCGAGGGUGAUAAAUAAACAAAUGGUUGCAUGCUUCUGCAUUACCUUUUAUUAUGAGGUCUGGGUUUGUUGACAUAA